Molecule: messenger RNA, 813 nt
Organism: Cladocopium goreaui
Lineage: Eukaryota; Dinophyceae; Suessiales; Symbiodiniaceae
Source: the annotation of a GenBank genome assembly
AUGUUCCUUUUUGCUUCGGUAUUUCAUCAGUUUUCCGUGCGCGGAGCAAUGAGUGAAGACUUCGCCCAUGCGAAACGGCGCUUUCAAAGGCUCACUCUGCAGGCCCUUGAAUUGGCAGGUCAGGACCUCCAUUCCCUAAGAGCUGACCAGGUAUAUGUGAAGCAACACAUACAGGAGAGCGUUGUACGCCUGAAUGGUCUCACAAGCCGAAUGCAUCGCUGUGGAGCACGGGUUGAGCAGCAGGGCGAAGAAAAGAGGAAACUGGAGAUGCGUGUGGCAGAGCUGACCCAGGCUAAGGUUUGCCAUGGACCUUUGUUUCCUUUCAUCUCAGAGGACACUGAAGCGUCGGAAGCACAAGUCCUUCCCACAUCAAGUCCUCAGCGACGGCGCCCUUUGCGCUGUCUGCGCUGUCCGCGCUGUCCCCGCUGCGAGCGGCUGCAGAAGAAACUGAUGCAACUCCGGGGCAAAAUGCGUGCGACGCGCUGUGCUGCGUUCCGUCAGCUGCAGAGGGCCCAAAGAAAGGUCUCUGCGCAGCUGCAGAGCCUCGCGGCGACGGUGAGGCAGGAAGAUCAGCAACUUGCGAUCUUCGUCUCCAGACGGAACAUCCACCUGGAGGUGCUCUUUGAUCGCCUCCUCCUUGCGCGUUUCCUGAGCACCUGGAGGGGGAGCCUGAGCCCUCGCUCCAAGGCGAAGUUGCAGCUCGGGACAGAGAGAUCAGAGAGGAUGGCAUCCAGUGAGGACGGAGGCACUGGCAGAUUGACAGAUGACUGGCCCUGGAAAAUUAACCCUCACCAGAUCUCACAAGGACUCUGA